Molecule: messenger RNA, 1204 nt
Organism: Brassica napus (rape)
Lineage: Eukaryota; Viridiplantae; Streptophyta; Magnoliopsida; Brassicales; Brassicaceae
Product: nudix hydrolase 18, mitochondrial
Exons: 4
Coding region: 290-823 (177 amino acids)
Cellular component (GO): nucleus; cytoplasm
Molecular function (GO): pyrophosphatase activity
Source: RefSeq, a predicted model, not a curated record
UAAAAACGAUAAGCCACACAAGAGGCUAGAGACAACGCCUUUUGUCUCAUCUACAUCGUUUCUCACUCACCUAUCAUAACUUCAUAACUCAUAUCCACUCUUUUUAUUAUAACACUCAAAACAGUUUUUGUAACUUCGAUCUCCAAACCGGCAAAAACAUUCGGGGGUUCUUCUUUCUUGUCCAGAUUCAUCUUCCGUUUUAGCCGUCCAGACAAAACCGUGAUCAUUCUUCUUUUAUACAAUCCAAAAGUUUAGGUUCAGAUUCUUCAAGCCCUUUGUUUAAAAAAAAAUGGUGUGCGUGGUUUCUCGUACUGGUCGUCAGUUCCAAAGGUACAACAAGGGACGCCGUCAAGUCGUAGGGUGUAUUCCGUAUAGACUCAAGAUUUCGACAGAUGGCACGAUCAGCGACGAAUUUGAAGUUUUGGUUAUCUCAUCACAGAAGGGUCAUGCUCUAAUGUUCCCAAAGGGUGGUUGGGAGCUUGACGAAUCUGUAGAAGAAGCUGCUUCAAGAGAGUCUUUGGAAGAAGCUGGAGUUAUUGGAAACGUUGAGAGACAACUUGGAAAAUGGGAUUUCUUGAGCAAAAGCAGAGGAACAUUCUAUGAAGGACUAAUGUUCCCGAUGCUUGUGAAAGAAGAGCUUGAGCUUUGGCCUGAACAACAUCUUCGUCAAAGAAUGUGGAUGAAAGUAGAUGAAGCAAGAGAAGCUUGUAGAGAUUGGUGGAUGAAGGAAGCUUUGGACGUUUUGAUCCAUAGGCUUUCUUCAUCACCAUCAAUGAAGCCAAUGGAAGAAGAAACGAAGAUUCCAUUGAUCUCCACCUGCUGAAAUGAAGACUAAUCUCAUGUGCACGUGAUUAUUAUUAUUAACAUCUUAUGCCAGAGCAACGAGAUGAUUGUAGAAUUUUAGGUGUUUGACGCAAGACUACACCAUGUGAACUCGAGCGACCGACAGAUACGUGGCCACGUGGGGUUAGUUUGAACUUAACGUUUCGUGAUUGUUUUAAUAUAAUGCUUGUGCAACUGCUUAAGAUGGGAGAAAGAAGAUUAAAAGAAAGUAGAGGCCGCAAACAAAAUUGUAAAGUUAUAUUUCCUCUCUUUGUAUCUCUUCCCAUCUUCGUAUAUGAUCGGAGUCAUUUUACAAUGUAACUAUGAUCUAAAUAAACUAAUGAAAGAUUAUAAUAUGUAGAAGCUGAAUUUUCACAAGAAA